Setaria italica (foxtail millet) is the source of this 2713-nucleotide messenger RNA. RefSeq names its product proline-rich receptor-like protein kinase PERK8. The record is from RefSeq and is a predicted model, not a curated record. Lineage: Eukaryota; Viridiplantae; Streptophyta; Magnoliopsida; Poales; Poaceae. Gene Ontology annotation, molecular function: protein kinase activity; ATP binding. The transcript is spliced from 8 exons. Bases 608 to 2437 code for a protein of 609 amino acids. Gene Ontology annotation, biological process: protein phosphorylation.
CAUCGCGUCGUCCACUCCCUCCAGCUCCUCCCAUUGUCCGCUGCUGCCACUUCCAUUCCGUGCCACUUGGGUACUUGGGUUGCCUUCUUCAACCUCCCUCUCAAUCUCACUCAAUCUGGCAUCUUUCCCCACCUUUCCCCCUUCCCUUGGUUUGGUAGAUAGAUUCAUUGGUUGCUCUCCCUGAGCUGGAGGCUGAGAGACUGGAGCUGCCAUGAAUGGAAAUGAAAUGAAAUCUCCACCCCACUGAUCUUUCUGGCCGUUCCUCUUCCUCGGGGGAGGAGAGGAGAGUGGGGGAAAAGAGGCCGUCGAAUUCUUGCAUCGUCGUCUUCUCGCUUUGCUUGGCGUUAGUUCCACUUGCACACCAUUCAAUUCGGUUUCUCUGGUGGCGUCCGCAAGUCAAGUCCACCUCGUCAAAGCAACCAAAACCCCCUUUUCUCCCUCUCUUUCCCUCUCUCCUGCCAUCAUAGUCAAGCAAGCUCCCAUUUUCCAUUCACUGCAUUCGAUUGGGUUUCCUUGCAGCAGCCGCCGCCCUCCCUCUGCCAUGUCCGGCACCGCCACCACGGCGGCGACGCAGCGCGAGCCCAACCACCUCCCGAAAGCCUGAUUCAUGGCCCCCGCCCCGUCCCCGGCGCCAGCCGCGUCGUCGCGGCCCACUGCCACACCGGCCGACCCCGCUGCCACUCCACCUGCCGCGGCCGCGCCCCCGCCCGCCUCCCCGCCGCCGCGCGCCGCCCCUCCGUCCUCCCGCUCGCAGGCUCCUCCACCUCCGCGACCUACUGCCUCGCCGCCGCCCGCCCCGGCGCGGCCAGUUGCUCCUGCUCCAAGGCCGCCGCCGCUCGCGCCCCCUCCGACGUCCCCGCCGCCGUCUGCCCCUCCGGCGCCCUCGCUCUCUCCGCCAAGAACGCAUCCGCCAGAGUCUCCGGCCCCUGCGUCACCUCCCGCCGGCGCUUCGCCGCCCGUGCCGGUGCCAUCAGCGCCGACGAGGCACAAGCCAUUGCCUACGCCUGCCACUGCGGCUGACCCGGCGCACACGAGCAAGAACCCAAAUCCCAGCAAGCCGUCCAGCUCGGGCCCGCCCCCCGGGAGCCCAUCCGCCCCACUUGGCGGCCGUGGUGUCAUCGUAGCCAUCGCUGCGGUGCUCGCUGUUCUUGUGCUUAGCCUCAUAGUCACAGCAGUUUGGUUCGCCAACAAGCGCAAGAGGAAGCGAAAGGAUGGUUACAGAGCUGAUUUCAUGUCGCCUACAUCACCUUUUUCUUCGAACCAACCUUCAAGUGGUUCAGCAAAUGUAGGCUCGUCAAUUGAUCCUUCUGUCCACACCAGCUAUAGCGCGGGGAGCCCCAGGCUGAAACAAUGCUUGUCCGAUAUCAGCAUGGGAAACUCCAGGUUCUUCUCAUAUGAGGAGCUGUAUCAGAUUACUGACGGUUUCUCAGCCCAGAAGCUUCUAGGUGAGGGAGGCUUUGGAUCGGUGUACAAGGGCCGCCUGCCAGAUGGUACAUACGUCGCCAUUAAACGACUAAAGGAUGGUGGCGGACAAGGGGAACGUGAGUUCCAGGCUGAAGUGGAGAUAAUUAGUCGGGUGCAUCACCGUCACUUGGUUUCUCUUGUGGGAUAUUGCAUUUCCAAUGACCAAAGAUUACUUGUAUAUGACUUUGUGCCUAAUAACACCCUACAUUAUCAUCUUCACGGACAAGGAAUGCCUGUGUUAAAAUGGUCCACCAGGAUUAAAAUUGCUGCCGGUGCUGCUCGUGGAAUUGCUUACUUGCAUGAAGAUUGCCAUCCAAGGAUAAUUCAUCGAGACAUCAAGUCCUCAAACAUUUUGUUGGAUAACAACUUUGAGGCAAAGGUGGCUGAUUUUGGUCUUGCGAGGUUGGCAUUGGAUGCUGUAACACAUGUAACAACCCGUGUUAUGGGCACAUUUGGGUACAUGGCUCCGGAGUAUGCAUCAAGCGGUAAAUUGACCGAGAGAUCGGAUGUAUUCUCUUUUGGUGUAGUCCUCUUAGAGCUUAUUACUGGUCGAAAACCUGUUGAUGCAUCGAGACCGCUGGGUGACGAGAGCCUCGUCGAGUGGGCUAGGCCAUUGCUUUCUCGAGCUCUGGAUACAGGCGAUUUGGAAGGGUUGGUUGACCCCAGGCUUGAGAAGCAGUUGGAUGUACCGGAGAUGUUCCGUAUGAUCGAGGCUGCUGCAGCCUGCAUUCGGCACUCAGCAUCAAGGAGGCCCAGAAUGAGCCAGGUGGUGCGGGUUCUUGAAAGCUUAGCGGACAUUGACUUAACAAAUGGAGUUCAGCCUGGGCAAAGCCAGCUUUUCAACGUGGCCAACACGGCGGAGAUCAGGAUGUUCCAGCGGAUGGUGGCCGGUGCUCAAGAUGACAGCUCCGACUUGAGCCUAUACGGUUGGAGUAGAGGCACUGACGCCGCCCCGGAUUCCAGGAUCUUGUGACGAUGGCCUUCUAAGCUUCUUCUGACUGUGUCUGUAGUGACCCUUCAGUUACAGGACUAGCGAAUUCAGGUGGUUGUAUCGAGUGGAAGUGGUUCCCUGACCGACCUUAAAUUCUUUAGGAAAUCAAAGUGAUCUGUAGAUUACACGGGUGAGAUAGUGUUUUUUCUCUUUGCCUUUGUAUUAUGAAAGAAGAGAUUGAUUGAUCACGAUUUAUGCAGAUUUUUUGAGACACUGAAAAACAUUGUAGAGAAACGCAUGGCAGGCAGGCAUCUUUCA